AUGACUUCUCUCACAUCGAUCUGCGCAAACUGGACUCCCAAAAACUCAGAAUGCAAGAAGGAAGGUGGGGCAACCUGCAAGGGAUGCUUCCUGAUUACUUACUGCAGUAAAACAUGUCAAGUGGCCCACUGGUCUGAGCAUCGGAAGGACUGUAAGUCCAUCCUGAACAAGGAAACAUGGCAGCCAGCGUGGGUUCUUGAAAGAAGAUUCCCUGUGCUCACGCAAGGCGGCCUUGAGAUGUUUGGAAGAAGGAAGUACCUUUGGGGCACCGAUGCUGCAAUCGACAUCUUGAAGCUGGCCUCCAAUGAAGGGGAAAGCAAUGCUGUCGACCUUCGUCUUUUGUUCGCUGCCUCAGGAGACCUCCGCAACGUCAUCAAAACCGUCGCUGACCUACCUUCCACCUAUACUGGUUCUCUGGAUAUUACAAUCAAUGACCGAGACGAAGAUGUCGUGAUCCGUAACGCGAUAUUACUCUUCGUUACGCUUGUUGUCGAUAAUCCCAAUGAAGCUAUCGACUGCAUCAUUCACCUCUGGUACUCAGCACUUGUGCGGGAAUCCGACAUUCGAGUCCUGUCGGAUCGAAUUCGGCCCCUCAUCCAGGAUGUCUGUAACACCAGGAUCGAUCAUGGGCCAUCGGUACCCCUUUCAAAAACCUGGAAAUUUGGGCCUUCCUCCCUGAGCAUAACCCUCGCACGCGCAGUCUGGUCUCGCCUCCUGUCCUAUUGCAACAUCCCAUCUGACUUGACAGCCGCGAGUGCUCAGAAGAUCCGCACAGAACAAGUUUUCGGUGCUUCAGAGAAGGACCUUCACGAGGAGCAUAUGAUCUUUCUUUCUCCACGCCAGCGGCUUGCAUACUAUAAAUUUCGACAAGACGGCCUUCUACUUCCAUUUGGCCACCCUCGCGACGAUUUUGUGCAGCCAAACCCGACGUUGUUCCAGUAUAAAGGAAUCUGGUCUCUCAUGGUUCGCGCGAAUCCGCUGCGUGGAUGGUCGCUCAAAGACGUUCUGGAGACACCCAGCGGGCCCGCCACGGCGGAUCUCUACGGCAAGCUGUUCUGCUACCUCCGGAAAACGCUGAACCUUUUUGUCGAGCGACUGUCCAGCACAAGGAUUGCCUUUCAAUUCCAUCAUACUACUGCGUCUUAUCUUGUAGAGGGCCUCGCUGAGGGUUCCUUUGACCGAAUUGAACUCUCGAAUCUUGCGGAUAACAACUACAUGGGCGCCUAUCAUACCCUCUCCACCAUGGUCCCCUUGCUUCGGACUCCGCAGCAGAAUCCACACGCCACUCUUAUCACUCUGUUCACAACCGCCAUCAGCGACGUCGCGACCCUCGAGGAGGGCAUCUCAUUGAUGUUCGCUGAUUCCGAGACCAAACAACUCUUUGACAGAUAUAGCCCGGGGACGGGACCACGGUCUACUUUUGAUGCCGCAUCCCUCAAAGAGGCCUCCGCUCUCCUGCUGUUCGCGCCAGUUGACAGACUCUUCGAUCGGUAUCUGAAGACAUUUGCUGUUAUGGAUGUGGCCAGCCGGGUCGGCGCGAUCAUUAAGGAACCACACAGCAUCGUCGCGAAAUGGCCUUACCGGAUGCGAUUGCGGCCUGAUCAGGAGGGCGCGCUGCAGGAGCUGGAGCUUUGUCUGCGGGAGAUCCGAUCGAGCAGGGAGCGGUACGUGGAGUGGAAGCGAUCGGUCUAG
Molecule: messenger RNA, 1692 nt
Organism: Aspergillus japonicus CBS 114.51
Lineage: Eukaryota; Fungi; Ascomycota; Eurotiomycetes; Eurotiales; Aspergillaceae
Exons: 6
Coding region: 1-1692 (563 amino acids)
Source: RefSeq, a predicted model, not a curated record